Pogoniulus pusillus (Red-fronted tinkerbird) is the source of this 4355-nucleotide messenger RNA. RefSeq names its product histone deacetylase 7 (gene HDAC7). Gene Ontology annotation, biological process: negative regulation of transcription by RNA polymerase II. Gene Ontology annotation, cellular component: histone deacetylase complex. Gene Ontology annotation, molecular function: histone deacetylase activity; transcription factor binding. NCBI's taxonomy places the organism in Eukaryota, Metazoa, Chordata, Aves, Piciformes, Lybiidae. The coding region runs from base 611 to 3538 and encodes 975 amino acids. The record is from RefSeq and is a predicted model, not a curated record. The transcript has 24 exons.
GGGUGGUGCCAGGCGAGGUGUCAGGGCCCUGCGAGCGAUCUGCAGCCUCUGCUUCGCUCCCUCUGCUUUAAACAAAGCCACUUUCCUUUCGCCACCUCCGUGACGAGCGAGAGCUGCAAGCGGCAACUUGCAAACCCCCUCCGGAGCCGGGAGGUGAAGGGGGGAAGGAAAAAGUGGCAAUCGAGUGGAGCUUGUCCUCCAGACCCCCCCGGCCAGGUCCUUCUGCCCAGCCUCAUCCUCUCCAGCGGGGCCGAGCUGCUGGGCUUGGCCCCUGCAGGGCUCCAGGGCUCUUCCCUCCCCUGCUGACGUGUGCCGGAGCGGCCCUGACCCGCGUGGGGCUCCGCUGCCUUCCGAGCAGGGAAUAAGGAAUUCGGGGCUGGAGCUGCGCUCCCCUGGGGGCUUCGCUCCGCUCGCCGGGCUGGGUCCGGAGGAAGCAUCUUCCGCCCUGGAAGGCGAGGGAGGGUCUUGGCUCCCCCCUCCCCCCCGCCCUGGGCUGGGGAGCGGAUCCUAGCGGGGUGCGGGUGCCUGUGGCAAGGGGUUCGCAGCCCCUCCGCGGGGUCCGCCCGCGGCCACCGCCCUGCUCCCUCCCGGGGCUGCUGCUGCGUUUCGGAUGCGGGUCCGAGCUCCGCAGCGGGGCCAGGCUGAAGGUGUCCUGGAUGCAGCAGCAGCUGCUGUGAGCCCCUGCACCUCUCCGGGGGUGCCCCAGGCCGCCCCCAUGGACCUGCGGAUCGGGCAGCGCCUGGUGAAGCCUGGCACGGACAGCACCUUGCUGGCUCUGAAGCACACCCAGCAGCUGCAGCACCAACUCCUCCUGGCCAGCCUGCACCAGCAGCAGGUGGAGCAGCUCAGCCACCAGCACGUCCGGGUGACCAUGGAGUGCCCACACCGGGAGCCUGAGGCUGGGCAGCAGGAGCAGGAGCUGAGGCAGAUCCUCAACAAGGACAAGAGCAAGAGAAGUGCUGUUGCCAGCACCGUGGUGAAGCAGAAGUUGGCAGAGGUCAUCCUGAAGAAGCAGCAGGCAGCUCUGGAGAGGACCAACCCCAACCCCUCUGCCAUGCCAUACAGGUCUCUGGAACCCCUGGAUCCUGAGGGCCCUUCCCCUCCUGUGCUCAGCACCUUCCUGCCCCCAGGCCCCAGCACCUCUCUGGACCCCCCUGAGCAUUUUCCCCUGCGCAAGACAGCCUCUGAGCCCAACCUGAAGGUGCGCUGCAAGCCCAGGAAGUGCCAGGAGCGGCGCAAGAAUCCCCUGACCCGCAAGGAGAGUGCCCCCCCCUCGCUCAAGAGGAGACCACCCGAGGCCAUUGACUCCUCCCCCAGCAGCAGCAGCACUCCCGUGUCAGGCUGCAGCUCGCCCAACGACAGCCUGCCCGCCGAGCACGGAGCCCUGCCCACUGCCCCUGGCAUGGCCCUGGAGGCAGAGGCAGAUCGCCGCCCCCUCUCCAGCCUGGCACACAGGGUGCCCGUGCUGGGAGGCACUCACCCUCCCAUCUUCAUACCAGCUGGCUUGGAGCAGCAUGAAGCUGGCAGCUCCUUACCCCCUCGGCUGCAGCCCCUCAUCAUCCUCGAGCCCUCUGUCACCCACACUCCACUGGUGGCAGUGCCAGGCCUGGGGACUGUGCCCUUUUCCUUCGCCCCCUCGCUGGUGGCAGAGCGUCUGCCGCUGCCAGGCCACCACAAGCCGCUGGGCAGGACCCGCUCGGAGCCCCUGCCCCAGAGCCCCAAAGCCAUCCAGCAGCAGUUGGUCUACCAGCAGCAGCACAGCCACUUCCUGGAGAGGCUCAAGCAGCAAACACCUCUGGGCAAGCGCAUGGCCAAGUCCAGCGAGAAGCCGAGGUUGCGCCACAUCCCCUCCUCCGAGGACAUGGAGGCUGAGGGCACCCUCCCCAAGCCCGGGGCUGACAGCAACGACCCAGCAGUGCCACAUCUGGAGCCCAGCAGGCUGGGGAGCAGCCUGAAGGAGCCCGAGAGGGUGCAGAAGGUGAUGCAGCCUCAAGAGGAACUCAUCCUGCAGCAGGCCUUCCUCUGGGACUCCUACCAGCGAGUGCAGCAGCAGCUCCUCAAGCACCAGCCCUUGGCCGACUGCCCCAUGGUGCCCAGCGCCCACUCAGGGCACAGGCCCCUCUCCAGGGCACAGUCAUCUCCUGCCACUGCCACCCUCUCCCUUCCUGCCCAGGACACAGCCUCCAAGCCACUCUCCAUGCCCAUGCAGGAGCAGUCAACCAAGCCUCAUUUCACAACAGGGCUGGUGUAUGACUCGGUGAUGCUCAAGCACCAAUGCUGCUGUGGCGACAACAGCAACCACCCUGAGCACGCAGGCAGGAUCCAGAGCAUCUGGUCCAGGCUGCAGGAGCGAGGCCUGCGUGGGCGCUGCCAGUGCCUGCGGGGCCGCAAGGCCACCCUGGAGGAGCUGCAGUGUGCCCACAGCGAGCGCCACGUUCUGCUCUACGGCACCAACCCCCUCAACCGCCUCCGCCUGGACAACGGCAAGCUGGCAGGGCUGCUGUCACAGAGGAUGUUCGUCAUGCUGCCCUGCGGAGGGGUGGGGGUGGACAGCGACACCAUCUGGAACGAGCUGCACUCCUCCAACGCCGCCCGCUGGGCAGCUGGCAGCGUCACCGAGCUGGCGUUCAAGGUGGCCACCAGGGAGCUGAAGAAUGGCUUUGCCGUGGUCAGACCCCCCGGGCACCACGCGGAUCCCUCCACGGCCAUGGGCUUCUGCUUCUUCAACUCGGUGGCAAUCGCUGCCAGGCAGCUGCAGCAGAAAGGGAAGCUCAGCAGGAUCCUCAUCGUGGACUGGGAUGUUCACCAUGGCAAUGGGACCCAACAGAUCUUCUACAGAGACCCUGAGGUCCUUUACAUCUCCCUGCACCGCCAUGACCAUGGCAACUUCUUCCCUGGCAGUGGAGCUGCUGAGGAGGUUGGUGCUGGUCCUGGUGAGGGAUUUAACAUCAACAUAGCCUGGACUGGAGGCCUCGACCCCCCCAUGGGUGACCCUGAGUAUCUGGCUGCUUUCAGGAGCGUGGUGAUGCCAAUCGCCCACGAGUUCUGCCCAGACCUGGUGCUGGUGUCUGCUGGCUUUGAUGCUGCUGAUGGGCACCCCCCACCCCUGGGGGGCUACAAAGUCUCUGCAAAGUGCUUUGGCUACAUGACCAAGCAGCUGAUGAGCCUGGCAGGGGGAGCUGUGGUGCUUGCCCUGGAGGGUGGGCACGACCUGACUGCCAUCUGCGACGCCUCCGAGGCCUGCGUCUCUGCCUUGCUGGGCGACGAGCUGGACCCUCUGCCAGAGCAGAGCCUGAGGCAGAAGCCCAACCCCAACGCUGUGCGCUCCCUGGAGGCUGUGCUGCAGGUCCAGAGCAAGUACUGGGUGACCUUGCAGCGCUUCGCCCCCAGGCUGGGCUGCUCCUUCCUGGAGGCACAGCAGCGGGAGGCAGAGGAGGUGGAAACUGUCACGGCCUUGGCCUCCCUCUCGGUGGCAGUGCUGGUGGAGAAGAGGCCACAGGAGGAGCCCAUGGAGGAAGAGGAUGCCAUGAACCAGUGAUGGGCAGGGAUGGUCUCUGCCCUCCCCUGCUUCCAGGCCAUGGCUUGAAGUCUCCUGAGCCCAGGCUCAGUCUCUUCACUCCUGGCAUUGCCACUGGCCCUGGCACUCCCACUCCCCUAAGCCACGAUCGUGGAGGGGCCUGGACCUUUGGCUGCCACCUCUGCAGCCCCUGCCCCAGUGAGGAGCCAGCAGGAAGAAGUCUCCAACCUCAGGACCCACUGCAAAGCAGACCACAAACCUCCCUCUGCAGGAGCCCUGCCAGCAGCCACUGCCCAGCACCUGGCACCUCUCUGGGAGGCCUCCUGGGCAGGCCCUGCCCUUCUCCAGGGACCUUCACCCCUCAGGGGGCAGGGGCUGGAGGGGGUGGGAUGGGUCUGCAGGGUGGGGGCAGAGCCACCCUCAGGACUGCACCCAGAGCUCCUCCAGCAGGCAGGGAUGGCUUUGAGAAGCAGCCCUUGGGUGGCACCUGGCAGGGGCAGUGCCAAGGCCUGGGGGCUCGACCCAGGGCACCUAAGGGCUCUGUCUCGUCUCCUGAAGGCUUCCCUGGCUCCCCAUCCUCUUCCUGGGCACCAGGUGGGAGCUGAGUGGUGCCAAUGCCGUGGUGGGGAUGAGCUCCUCUGUGCCACCAGCUGUGGGUGAUGUGCCAGGGGGGAGGGGGGAGGGAUAGGGAGGAAAAGAAGAGCUGUGGAGUGUCUGCAGUGCCCAGGCUGGCACCCGUGGGGCACCCAUAGGGCACCCUAACCACUAAGCAGGGCUUCACCCCCGCUGGUGCUGAGGCUCUGAUUUGCACUAUAUACAUUGAGGUGUGCUAAAGUAA